Molecule: messenger RNA, 2182 nt
Organism: Eupeodes corollae
Lineage: Eukaryota; Metazoa; Arthropoda; Insecta; Diptera; Syrphidae
Exons: 2
Coding region: 126-2150 (674 amino acids)
Biological process (GO): double-strand break repair via nonhomologous end joining; protection from non-homologous end joining at telomere; interstrand cross-link repair
Molecular function (GO): damaged DNA binding; 5'-3' DNA exonuclease activity
Source: RefSeq, a predicted model, not a curated record
UCGGGAACAGAACUAUUUGAAAAAUGUAAACAAUAAUAUCAAAGAGCGGCAUAAUAUUAAAUCUUACAAAGUUAAACAAAUUACUACGGAUUUCACUCUUUUUUCAAUGCAGAUAGGUUUUUUAUAUGGUCUUCAUAAUAUCUCAAGUUAAUUUAAGUGAAAUGAAUUCGUUUAAUGGAAUUGACAGCAAAAGCAAUAUCGAUUUUCAAUCGGUAUCAAACUGUAGUUCAAAUGGUGAAGAUCAAAAGGAGUAUUGUCCGAUCUUGGAGGGAAACUUUGAAAUAGAGCAGUUAAGUUUUAUAGAUCUUACUCAAGAUGAAUGUAUUUCCCCAGUUAAAAAACAAAACUCAACAACAAGUCCUUCUGAUAUAAAAAAGAAUAAAAGAAUUUUCAAAAGAAAAAAUGCAAUGUUAAGUAAACCAGACAACAACUCGAUUAGUCCAUCAACCUUUGUAAAGAAAUCAAACGGAACAAAUUUGAAACAAACACAAUUGAAUACUUUCUUUUGUUCAGCCAAAAAAUUGCCGCGACGUAGUGAAGUUUCCCAAUCGAACAAAAUAUACUCACAGUUUAAAAAUAACGAUCACGCUAUGAAACCAAAGAUUGUUGAUUUAUGUGAAUGUUUGAAUAUGAAAACAAACAACAUUGCAAUCAAAACACUAACGGAAUGUUUAGGAUGUAAAGAAAUGGAUAAUCAAAGUUUUCAAACAAUUACGUGCGAUAAAGAAAUUGACAUCAACAUAAAUUUAGAAUACAGUAAAAAGGAAAAAUUACAAACGUUGUUGAAAGAAGAAAUUGUUGACUUGUGUUUAGAUUCAAGUUCAGAAGUGGAAGACAUUGAAAAGGAUAAGAGAAAAACCCACAGAAAAACGAAAAAAAGGUCUAACAAAAAAUUGUCGAAACUUAUCAAGGAAACUGAAUCCAGGUUUAGUGAUGAAACACAUACAGCUUGUGAGUUAGAAAAGAUGCAAAUUACAAAAGAUUGUAUUUUAUCUUCCAAGACAUUACAUUUGAAUGAUGAUAAAAAGUGUAAUAAAGAAUCUCCACCUCGAAGAAAACGUCCUGGUACUGUUGAUUCGGAGAAAAACGAUUGUCCGCCUUAUAAAGUUAUCGAAGGGACAACUUUUGCUGUGGAUGCUUUCAACUUCGGCCUUCUGAAAAACGUGACAACCUACUUCCUGACCCACUUUCAUACAGAUCACUAUGUUGGUCUAACGAAGAAAUUUUCAAUGCCAAUAUAUGCAUCCGAAACAACAAUUAACUUAAUACGAGGAUUUAUUGCCGUCGACGAAAAGCUACUACACAUCCUGUUUUUGAACACCCCACAUAAGAUCGAGGGCGUUUCCGUCACUGCCAUAGACGCAAACCAUUGCCCUGGUGCAAUUAUGCUUUUGUUUCAACUGCCUUGUGGAAAACGAAUUCUUCACACAGGAGAUUUUCGUUGGUCACAGAAAAUGGAACUUGAUAUAAAUUUAAACCUAAAGCAGAACCACAUAGACCUCUUAUAUUUGGACACGACACAUAUUUCAGACAGACACAAUAUUAAUUCUCAAGCCGAGUGUAUAUCGAAAGCCAUAAAUUGGGUUCGAGAAUUUAAACAGAGCAACGAAGGUAAAAAAAUUCUUUACGUGGUUUGCACUGAUGUUAUAGGAAAAGAAAACUUCUGGUUUUCAAUUGCCGAUGCUUUUGACUUAAAAAUAUGGUCAGAUGGUAAAAGGAAAAAAGCUUUAACACUAAUUGGAAACGAAAAGAUUCUUAAAAAACUUGUAUCGAAUGCUAAUGAGGCUGACAUGCAUGUUGUAUCUCACGCAGAUGCUGGUUUUAGGCACUUGGAUGAAUACUUUCAUAAAUUUAGUGAUACAUUCGAUAUGGUCCUUUCAAUUAAACCAAAAGGUACGGAUACUAUAGAUCCUAAGUAUGAUGGUCCAGUAAACUCUGUGUCAGUAAGGUACUCUGAACAUUCGACCCAUAAGGAGUUAAGAAAAUUUUUGAGUUUUUUAUUACCAAAGCGAGUAAUAAGUACUGUACCUCUGGGUAAGAAUAUAUUUCGAUGUCCAAAAAUACCAGUGUCGUGGCAUACAAAGGAAAUACUUGUGACUUAUACAAAACAAGUUUCAUUAUUAAAUUAUGUAAGCGUUAAGAAAAAGUAAAGAAGUUGUUAUUAUUUAUUAAAAUUUAAUUU